Molecule: messenger RNA, 3670 nt
Organism: Oncorhynchus masou masou (cherry salmon)
Lineage: Eukaryota; Metazoa; Chordata; Actinopteri; Salmoniformes; Salmonidae
Product: RWD domain-containing protein 2B-like
Exons: 6
Coding region: 264-1211 (315 amino acids)
Molecular function (GO): protein binding
Source: RefSeq, a predicted model, not a curated record
CGUUAGAAACGCCACGCUAGCAUCGUAAACGAAAUCGUAGGGAUUUAAAAUAAUUAUAUUUGGCAUUGUGUUAAAUUGACGUGGUGCAAAUAAUCACCGAUUCCCUCUUACAGAAUCGGAUUUUCUGUCCAACUAGCCAUAGAUAGUUAGCAAAAAAACGUUUUGGACGAUUUGCAACUAGCAUAAAGAUUGCUAACAACUAAUGAGUUUGAGUCCUCCGCCAUGGAAAGCAUGCUGUUAUCUGUUCGGCUUAUCAAGAAAACAUGACACUCCCUGUGAUGGAAUCUUCGAGCAUUAUGGCCCUUCUAGAGCAGGCGGAAUCUCACCUGGCUGAGAUAGAGCUACUCUCCAGUAUGUACCCCGGUGAAGACGAGCUGGUGAUUACUGACCAACUAGCUGUGGCUGAGCUCAGGGAGUAUGUGGAGGGAGCGACAGAUACCUAUCCUCUGUCCAGACCACACAUCCUCAUCAAACAGAAGCUGGACACUGACACUGUGAAGGGGGUGAACGUGACCAUGUCUUGCACCUACUCAUCUGACUACCCUAAUGUCUUACCUGACAUAGCUGUACGGUGUCCUGACCUCAGCCGAUCCCAGCAGGCCCAGCUUCACUCAGACAUGAACGCCUACCUCUCAGAGAGCUGCCGUGGAGAUGUCUGCGUCCUCUCUGCCGUGGAGUGGGUGAAAGACAACGUACACCUGUACCUGACCGACAAGAGCACAUCAUCAUCAACAGCCCCUGGCAAGAAAGAGUCUCGGUCUACCUGCUCAUCUCCGCAGCCCAAAGAGCAGUUCAGUCGCCUGUGGAUCUACAGCCACCACAUCUAUAAUAAGAGGAAGAGGAAGAACAUUCUGGAGUGGUCCAAGGAGCUGGAUCUGUCAGGGUUCAGUAUGCCUGGCAAGCCUGGGAUCAUCUGUGUAGAAGGCCCUCAGUCGGCCUGCGAAGACUUCUGGGCCAGGGUGAAGGUUCUAACCUGGAAGAAAAUCAUUAUUCGCCACAGAGAGGAUGUUGCCGUGGACAGUCGGAGGGCUGAGGCCAGCGUGGCAGACCACACGGAUUCCCUCCGUAGGUUCACAGGGUUCGAGGAGGCCAUGUUCGAUCCACACGGGAACAGAGGAAACCAUAUGAACCUGGGCCAGCUCUAUCAGUACCUCAACGAGAGAGGAUGUGGAGACGUCUUUCAGCUUUACUUUGGAAUUGAAGGAAGGUAGUAUAGCUGAUAGGGUUGGUCCCAUAACUGUUGGUUGUACCCACAUGAACCAAUGGCAGUAAGCAAGUUCCCACAUGAACCAAUGGCAGGAAUCAAGUUCCCAAAUGAACCAAUGGCAGGAAGCAAAUACCCACAUGAACCAAUGGCAGUAAGCAAGUUCCCACAUGAACCAAUGGCAGGAAUCAAGUUCCCAAAUGAACUAAUGGCAGGAAGCAAAUACCCACAUGAACCAAUGGCAGGAAUCAAAUACCCAAAUGAACCAAUGGCAGGAAUCAAGUUCCCACAUGAAUUCAAUGGCAGGAAGCAAAUACCCAAAUGAACCAAUGGCAGGACUCAAAUACCCACAUGAACCAAUGGCAGGAAUCAAGUUCCCACAUGAACCAAUGGCAGGAAGCAAAUACCCACAUGAACCAAUGGCAGGACUCAAAUACCCACAUGAACCAAUGGCAGGAAUCAAAUACCCACAUGAACCAAUGGCAGGACUCAAAUACCCACAUGAACCAAUGGCAGGACUCAAAUACCCACAUGAACCAAUGGCAGGAAUCAAAUACCCAAAUGAACCAAUGGCAGGACUCAAAUACCCACAUGAACCAAGGGCAGGAAUCAAAUACCCAAAUGAACCAAUGGCAGGACUCAAAUACCCACAUGAACCAAGGGCAGGAAUCAAGUUCCCACAUGAACCAAUGGCAGGAAGCAAAUACCCAAAUGAACCAAUGGCAGGACUCAAAUACCCACAUGAACCAAUGGCAGGAAUCAAGUACCCACAUGAACCAAGGGCAGGAAUCAAGUUCCCAAAUGAACCAAUGGCAGGAAGCAAAUACCCAAAUGAACCAAUGGCAGGACUCAAAAGGAUUUGCACAUGAGAUGAUGCAUUCUCAGUAGGAACCUAGUGUGAUUUUAUUUGUUGUUAACUGCAUACAUUACUAAACAGUACGUUCUAAAUAGUACGAUUAGCACAGUAUGUUGUUUCAGUAAGUAGUAUGCAAGACAGAUUUUGGACGCAGCCAUUGUCUAUGGGGGUUAUUUUUGAAUGUUAAAGAAAUCUGCUUUAUACCAAAAUAAUCUACAGGUUGAGCUCAAACUACAGAAUACACACAUUAUCCACAAAGUCCUUACGUACAGAACACAGUUGCUUCUCUGUAGAAUCCCUCUUACUGUUCUUAGCUUGACGCUCACCAACCAAUGUAGCACCAUGGGAGUCAGGGACAACAGAAAUUAAGAGAGAAGUGCAGCUAAUCCACACAGCGAUGAGCCCGCAGCUAAUCCACACAGCGAUGAGCCCGCAGCUAAUCCACACAGCGAUGAGCCCGCAGCUAAUCCACACAGCGAUGAGCCCGCAGCUAAUCCACACAGCGAUGAGCCCGCAGCUAAUCCACACAGCGAUGAGCCCGCAGCUAAUCCACAUAGAGAUGAGCCCGCAGCUAAUCCACACAGAUGAGCCCACAGCUAAUCCACACAGAUGAGCCCACAGCUAAUCCACACAGCGAUGAGCCCACAGCUAAUCCACACAGAUGAGCCCACAGCUAAUCCACACAGCGAUGAGCCCACAGCUAAUCCACACAAAGAUGAGCCCACAACUAAUCCACACAAAGAUGAGCCCACAGCUAAUCCACACAAAGAUGAGCCCACAGCUAAUCCACACAAAGAUGAGCCCACAGCUAAUCCACACAAAGAUGAGCCCACAGCUAAUCCACACAGAGAUGAGCCCACAGUAAAGUGAGAAUGGUGGUUGGCUGGGGGGUUUACUGAACCCCUUCUCAAAUACAGGCCUUGAAGUCUAACCCCUACUGGAGUGUAUCCUUCCUCUCUAAACACAGAUUCAGAACUGUGACACCAGGUAGGGGGGUAUCUAACUACCAGGGAGAAAAAACAACCACCAGUGCUGUGGAUACCAUUGCUCAGAUUUGUGUACGCCUGGUUUCCACACCUCGUCUCCAUCAGCCCCUAUUUUCAGAAGCGUCAGCUCCAAAUCCUUUGUCCAGGAUCACCUGAGAGGUAGGAUGGUAGUUUGGUAGAUGGUAGCAGUGAAAUGGAACAAACUGAAACACAACGUGAGAAUGGUUUUACAGAUUCGUCACAAGUCUGAUCAAACUUAUUUUAUGCAUUCAAUACAUUCUACAAGCAAACAAACUCAUGUAAAAUAUAUCCGACUAUAAAUAAGAAUAGGGGUGGUAAAUGACUUGAGUUUAAAAAAAAACCUCAAUGGUGCUCGGAUAGGGAAUUACUGUGUUAAUGUCUAUGAAUGGUUUGUCCCGGGAGAUGAGUCACCUUGCCUGAGAACUGAAAACGUAUGUUAGCUUCCUGAGCCAAUGUCUUGGCUUUAGCACAGUUCAUCAUGUCAAAUACAGUACGAGUUGCACCCGUAUAAUGAUUUUGUAGAUACUAAACGAUGUUUGAGGAUAAAUGCAACACUUGUAAGUGCAUAGUGUGUGUGUGAAUAAAUACAACACUUGUAAACAC